CGUGCGCACAGGUGUUGAAUUUCAGGAAGAGUAGGGUUGAACUAUGUAGGUGUUUUGAAUUGAAUCUGAAAAGUAGACGGUCAAGAAUUGCCACUUUCUCUCGCGAUCCUGUAUCUGUCCGGUAUUUUAAAUCAGUUAGAUAUUUAAUUAGACUUAAAAGCAUUACCUUCAAAAUGAGUAAAAUUUCAAAAAUGUUUAAAGUUAGCUCAUCAAGCUCAUCCAGCUCCAGGCCUAGUUCUGGUUCUAGUUCUGGAUCCAGUACUAGAUCUAAACAUCGGUCCAGGUCUAGUCCAUCACCUCAAGAAGCCAUCAACAGACUGAGAGAGACAGAGGCCAUGCUAACCAAAAAACAAGAAUACCUGGAGAGCAGAAUCGAGCAGGAGCUCACGAUUGCCAAGAAGAAUGGCUCCAAAAACAAGAGAGCUGCACUUCAGGCUCUUAAGAGGAAGAAACGUUUUGAACAGCAGCUGACGCAGAUUGACGGGACCCUGUCCACUAUUGAAUUCCAACGAGAGGCCCUUGAGAAUGCCACCACAAACACAGAGGUUCUGAAGAACAUGGGUUACGCAGCUAAAGCCAUCAAAGGGGUUCACCAGAACAUAGAUCUGGAUAAGAUUGACUCCCUUAUGCAGGACAUUUCAGAGCAACAGGAAGUCGCUCAAGAGAUCAGUGAUGCCAUCUCAAAACCUUUUGGGGAUCAGUUUGAUGAGGAUGAAUUGUUGGCAGAGCUGGCGGAGUUAGAACAGGAAGAACUAGAAGAAAGUAUGAAGAAUAUGGGCAGGUUACCAAGUGUACCAACCAGCAAACUACCCAGCGCAAGGCCAAGCCACCGUGCAACCUCAAAGAAGAGAGCAGAGGAUGAACAUGACAUGAAGAGGUUGGCUGCCUGGGCUUCAUAAGCAGCAGUACACACACACACACACUCUUUCUUGUUUUUGUUAACUUGCACUCUAUCUCUAAAUCAAAGAACUUGUGUCAAAUCAUAAGAGCUUUUAUUGUGUAAAAAAAAAAAAAAACGAAAGAAAAGUAGAGAAAUUGAGAUGAACAUUUGUAAUUGUAUUCAAAGUAAUAAUUUUGUUAUGUAUUGAUCUUUAAGAUGAAGGAUUACUGCUGGCAACUUGGUGUACAUAGUAUCAUUUUAUUAGGAAGGAUGUUUAAAUUAAAUGUAAAUAUAGAUUGAAACAAUUGUAUUAAAUGUAAAUGUUGAAUUGGGAUUUGGGAAAAAAAUAAAAUGUUACAUAUUCAA
Messenger RNA from Carassius auratus (goldfish), 1246 nucleotides. RefSeq names its product charged multivesicular body protein 4C (gene chmp4c). Gene Ontology annotation, cellular component: ESCRT III complex; multivesicular body; cytoplasmic side of plasma membrane. Gene Ontology annotation, biological process: vesicle budding from membrane; late endosome to vacuole transport via multivesicular body sorting pathway. NCBI's taxonomy places the organism in Eukaryota, Metazoa, Chordata, Actinopteri, Cypriniformes, Cyprinidae. The record is from RefSeq and is a predicted model, not a curated record. Bases 174 to 899 code for a protein of 241 amino acids. The transcript is spliced from 5 exons.